GGCCCAAACUGGACUAAGAAAUACUGGACUGCACAGCUCACCAGAUUCUGAUCCACACGCUGGAUCUCAGGUAAACAGCCAAGGACCCUAAAAAACUGAAGGUUUUAACGACGUUUUCAUCUCUGAAUUGAAAGAUUUAAUAUGAACUCCUUGAAUUUCUGCGGGACGUCCAGCGGUGGCGGUGUGUAUCCCCUCCACGGUGUUCACUCCAUGCUGUUCGACCUGCACCACCAGAUGGCGGAGCAGUACCACGUUUACUCUGCAGCCAGCCCCACAGUGCACACCCUCUCUGUGGCUGAGAGACUGGCAGAGCUCAUUCUGGAGGCUCGAUAUGGCAACCAGCAGAAGCAGCGCCGCAGCCGAACGGCCUUCACGGUGUCGCAGCUGCAGGCUCUGGAGAAAGCUUUCCAGCAGACUCAGUACCCAGAUGUCGGCAUGAGAGAGAGACUGGCUGUCUGCAUCAACCUGCCUGAGGCCCGCAUUCAGGUGUGGUUUAAGAACAGGAGGGCAAAGUUUCGUAAAGGUCAGAGGUGCUCCCCCUUCUCCCAAGACCACAGUCUGGAGGAGGCAUCACAUUGCAGCAAGGUGGAACAGGAGGAGGUCGGGCCCGAAGACAAAAAGGACAUCACCCCAUCACAUACUGACAGAAGCAUCCGUCCUUGUCUCUGCCCUCCUCCUCAUGUGGAUAAAACGAGGGAUGUUUACUCACCUCUCGCUUCUUCAGACUCUGAUGUUUCACGGUGCCCCCUCAGACUUCACUCUCCUCCACUUUUCCCCUUCAUGACAGGGGAGCGCUACAGCCACCCGCCUCACCAGCCCAUUGUAGGAGUGCUGUCCACCGAGCUCAGCCUUCCCCCGGUGUUCUGGCCCAUCAUACAGCAGCACAGUCCCACCCUGGAGGUUCAUCCAUCGCCAGUUACUAAAAACUGUAGCCUCUCCCUUCAGACUGCUUGUUACAGUAAAGCUGUGCCACACCCUCACCUGCGGCUGCAACUGUAGUCCUGCUCUCCAACAGCAAGAGAUCUCUGCUCCUUGUGGACUCAGGUACACCUGAAGCAACCCUGUGUGGGAAAAGAAAAGAGGGAGAAGCACUUACUGCCUUGUUUGUGUAAACCUGACUACAGAUAGAAUGUGAAUUUAUUUAGAAAGCUUUAUUGACUGUCUGCCUGUCUGUCUGAAGGGAUGUGCAGCUGUACAGUCAUAUACUUCCAGGACUAAUUUGGGUCUGCUUUAAUCACUAACAUCUACAGGUUGCUUUACGUUAGCCAGUGAGUUUGCUUGAAAGAGGUUGUUGUUUAAUCCAUCACCAGCAGUGUAAACACCAUUUAAAAAUAUCAUUGUCUCCUUCAGCAUUAUUUCAAUGGUUACACAGCCAAGUAGAUACACAGUUAUAAUGAUGGUAAAACCAUUUCAGAUAAGUUCCUAAUUGUAACUAGGUAUUGCAACAUAGAAAUGUAAAAUAAAAUCUGUUGUACCUGACAUUUUUUUUUGUGAUAAAUGACUUGUUGAUGAUUCAAUUUUAACAUUUAUUAACAGUGGAAUUAAGAU
Molecule: messenger RNA, 1548 nt
Organism: Anarrhichthys ocellatus (wolf-eel)
Lineage: Eukaryota; Metazoa; Chordata; Actinopteri; Perciformes; Anarhichadidae
Gene: dmbx2
Product: diencephalon/mesencephalon homeobox 2
Exons: 4
Coding region: 142-999 (285 amino acids)
Biological process (GO): regulation of transcription by RNA polymerase II
Molecular function (GO): RNA polymerase II transcription regulatory region sequence-specific DNA binding; DNA-binding transcription factor activity, RNA polymerase II-specific
Source: RefSeq, a predicted model, not a curated record